AUGGCUUCGAAACGUUGUCCAGAAGACGGAGGUGAUGGCCCACAGAUCAAAAGAGCUCGUUUCAAACCACGAGAGAGUGCCGCCGGUAUUUCUCAAUACAUGGCAGGGAACAAACGGCCCGCGUUCACUGCGCGAAUGAAGUCCAGGUCAUUCGACUUCAUAGUUAAGGAAAUCGACUUGGCCGGUGAAGUUGUGCAACUUACGACCCUGGAGAACCCAGUCACGGCUGACGACACCGGAACGAAAGGUAUUGACCAGCAAUUAAAAGAUCGAUUGGAGGAAAUGAUGGCGAACGAAGACAUUAAGGCUACUGUCAGCGUGGACGUCGGGAGUAUGACGAAAGAACAGAGAACGCUCGUGCAUGUCUCCCUGCGGAAUGGAUACCCAUCCCUCCAGAGCGAGACGAAAGACGAUGAUGGGAAGAGGUUCAUAGUCAUCUCGAAGAAGAGCGCGCACAAAGGCGAAAGAUUACGAUACUAUUGGCCGACCGGUAGGCCGAAUCAUACGACUUUCGUGCUAUACAAGGACAAUACGGACACUAUGGAGGCCAUAAAUGCUAUAGCUGGUCUCACGAGAACGAAACCUUCCGUCUUCUCUUACGCGGGCACGAAGGAUAAACGAGCCAUCACUACGCAAAGGGUUUCUGUAUAUCGUAUGAAGCCUGACUAUCUCCUAGGCAUCAAUAAGCGGAACGAAAAGUUCAAGAUAGGAAAUGUGCAUUUCGCUCAGAAACAAAUACAAUUGGGAGAACUCACAGGCAACCGGUUCAUCAUAACUCUGAGAGAUGUCAAAGGGGGAACGCAAGAAGAGAUGAGAGCAGCCCUGGAGAAUCUUCGGAAAGGCUUCAUCAAUUAUUUCGGGCUCCAGCGAUUCGGAACCACCAGUAUUCCUACUCAUGACAUAGGCAAAAAAAUGCUGGCAUCCAAGUGGGCCGAAGCUUGUGAUCUCAUACUCCGGCCACGCGACGGUGGUCGACCGCGGCGGGACUUGGAUGCUGCGCGGGCUCUUUGGAUGGGAACGAAGGAUGCUAGUAAAUGUUACGACCUGUUGACGACUCGAGGCUCCCAAACAUCUCUUGAAGGACAUCUCCUGGCUGCUUUGAAAAAAGACCCCGGGAACUUCCAGUCGGCCCUCUUCGGUCUUCAGAAGAACACGCGCCUAUUGUAUAUUCACGCUUAUCAGAGCUUCAUCUGGAACAGUGUCGUUUCAAGGCGUUUAGAGAUGUUCGGAGCGAAAGUCGUGCUCGGAGACCUGGUUCUGCCACCUGAUUCCAAGGAGGACGGAGAUAGAGCACCCGUCGAAUACGUCACGGCGGAAAACAUAACACGCUUCACCAUAUGGGACGUUGUUCUACCCCUGCCCGGCUUUUCCAUAAAGUACCCGGAUAACGAGCAGGCUGGAUGGUUCAUCGAUAUCGUCAAAUCCGAUGGAUUCGAAAAUUUGGACUGUUUCAGUUCCAACAACAAAUCCUUUGCCAUGCGUGGGACAUAUCGCAAAGUUUACUGUCUUCCCAAAGACCUGGACUUCGAGAUCAAAAGCUACACUAAUCCCAAUGAGCCACUGGUAGAAACUGACUGGGAUGCUCUCCUCAAAAAAGACGAGAAACUCCGAGAGCUUGAGACAAGGAAGAUUCAGGUGAAACAGGACCGACGGGAGAAAGAGAGAGCAGCGCAGUUGAAGAACGGAGAGGAAAUUUACGAGCGAAAGAAACCGGCUCCUCCCGCGGACGGGAAGGUGGACUCGGAGGAAAAAAUCGGCGUAGUACUUUCUUUCAGUCUGCCUGCAGCUUCCUAUGCGACUAUGCUAUUGCGAGAGUUCCUCUCAAGUGACGAGGAGAUGGAAGGAGAAGAAGAGAAGACGUCUGUCGAGAAAGAAGCUGGGUGUCCCGUCGAAGACGAGGAGGUCGACGAUGAGGAUGUAGUUGACGCCUGUUGA
This is a messenger RNA of Galendromus occidentalis (western predatory mite), 1935 nucleotides long. It is a transcript of the gene Pus7, whose product is annotated as pseudouridine synthase 7. Gene Ontology annotation, molecular function: pseudouridine synthase activity; RNA binding. The transcript is spliced from 13 exons. Gene Ontology annotation, biological process: pseudouridine synthesis. Bases 1 to 1935 code for a protein of 644 amino acids. Lineage: Eukaryota; Metazoa; Arthropoda; Arachnida; Mesostigmata; Phytoseiidae. The record is from RefSeq and is a predicted model, not a curated record. Gene Ontology annotation, cellular component: nucleus.